Cebus imitator (Panamanian white-faced capuchin) is the source of this 1598-nucleotide messenger RNA. RefSeq names its product coiled-coil domain containing 183 (gene CCDC183). The coding region runs from base 45 to 1547 and encodes 500 amino acids. The record is from RefSeq and is a predicted model, not a curated record. The transcript has 12 exons. NCBI's taxonomy places the organism in Eukaryota, Metazoa, Chordata, Mammalia, Primates, Cebidae.
AGCCCAGGGAGGCUUUGAGGUACACAGGGUCACUGGGGGCAGCCAUGAGGAGGCACAGCGAGACAGAAGUGGAGGAGCAGACCCAGGAGCUGAAGACUAUCACUCGGCUCCAGGAGCAGUGUCGGGCCCUCCAGAUCCAGGGGCUGAAAGAGAGUAUGAACCAGAACAAGGCCACGCUGGCACUCCUGCACAGCAAGAUCCGCCGGGGGGCCCAGGACUGGGCUUUGGCCAAGAAGUAUGACCAGUGGACCAUCUCCAAGGCCUGCGGGAAAAACGCGCCCUUGCGGCUGGCGCACUGCCGCAGCACCAUGGAGGUGGCGCAAGAGAAGCUGCGCAAGUACGUUUUCGACCGUGUGAACGCGCACAACCUGCUGAUCCACCUGGUGCGGCGGCGCGGGGAGAAGUUGGAGAGCAUGCAUCUGGAGCUGGCCAGCCUGCGGAGCCAGCCGGACGCCAGCAAGGAGGAGCGGCGGCUGCUGCAGAUCAUCCGCCAGCUGGAGAACAACAUCGAGAAGACAACGAUCAAGAUCACCACCAGCCAGAACAUCCACCUGCUGUACUUGGACCUGCUGGAUUACCUGAAGAAAGUGCUGGCUGGAUACCCCACCGAGCUGGACAAGCUGCAGAACCUGGCGGUCACCUACUGCUCGGAGCUGUCGGAUAUGAAAAACAUGUCCCAAGACGCCAUGAUGAUCACAGAUGAGGUUAAGAGGAACAUGAGACAAAAGCAGGUGUCCUUCAUCGAGGAGCGCAGGGCCAGGGAGAACUGGCUCAACCAGCAGAGGAAGCUGAUCGACAAGAUCCACACGAAGGAGACCAGUGAGAAGUACCGGCGGGUGAGCCCCAGGCCCGGGCCCCACAGCAGCGGGGUGGACAGGCUGAAGCCCGAGGACAUUGCUGGCCGCUUCCUGGCCCAGAGGAACACAGAGGAGAACCUGGAGCUGCAGCUGGAGGACUGCGAGGAGCGGCGCCUGCAGCUGAAGGCCCUGCUGAAGCAGCUGGAGCUGGAGGAGGCUGUGCUCAAGUUCCACCAGAGGCCCAGCUCCAUCAGCUUCAAGGCCCUUGAGAAGAAGAUGACAGACAUGUUGAAAGAGGAAGAAGAGAGGCUGCAGCACAUGCACAGCAACACGACCAAGGGCCAGAAGCUGCUGCUGACCAUCCAGAUGGGCGUGGACAACCUCUAUGCCCGGCUGAUGGGCAUCCCCUUGCCCUCCGCCCAGAGAGAAGUGGUGUCCUCCGACACCCUGGAUUUGUACAGCAAGCUGGCGUACUGCGAGGGGAAGCUCACGUACCUGGCUGACAAAGUGCAGACGGUGUCCAGGACGGAGGAGGCCAACACGAAGGUGAGGGACGUCCUGGAGUCCUCGACCCUGAAGGAGAAAUACAACACCAGGAUCAGCUUCGAGGACCGGGAGGAGGACAUGAUCGACAGCUUCCAGUUCGCGGACGCGGACCACAGCUACGUCCCGUCGCGCGCCGAGAUCAAGAGGCGGGCGCAGCGGCUGAUCGAGGGGAAGCUCAAGGCGGCGAGGAAGAAGAAGAAGUAGCCCCGCCCGGCCCGCUCCCCACUUUGUUACACAAAUAAACAUUUUCCAGGA